Messenger RNA from Drepanopeziza brunnea f. sp. 'multigermtubi' MB_m1, 1647 nucleotides. RefSeq lists its product as uncharacterized. The record is from RefSeq and is a predicted model, not a curated record. Lineage: Eukaryota; Fungi; Ascomycota; Leotiomycetes; Helotiales; Drepanopezizaceae. Gene Ontology annotation, molecular function: oxidoreductase activity, acting on paired donors, with incorporation or reduction of molecular oxygen; monooxygenase activity; iron ion binding.
AUGGCGCUCUCUCUGCUUCUCGAUGGGCGUCCGUCCUUCUACCUGGCAGCGUUGAGCUGCCUACUUGCCGUUGCAUUUCUCACAUACCGCUCUCGGCGGGUACCCAGAGGGCUUCGUCGACCUCCCGGCCCAAAAGGGCUUCCUAUCGUGGGUAACACCCUUCAAUUAGGCCCACAGCCUCAAAAGAAGUUGCUUUCUUGGGCAGCUGAAUAUGGCGAGGUGAUGCAGGUCCAGAUAGGGUGGGAAAACUGGGUCUACCUGAAUUCCCCUAGCGCGGUCAAGGAGAUCAUCGACAAGCAAAGCUCGAUUACUUCCAGCCGUGUUCCCAUGCCCGUGGGGAACGACAUCAUCAGUGGUGGCAUGCGAUUUCUUCUCAUGGGCUACACGCCAGUAUGGCGCAAGCUCAGGGCGAUUGUCCACAAGCUUCUCACUCCCAAGGCGUCCAAUGUCUUCAGGCCGUCGCAGGAGUUUGAAACCAAGCAGCUCCUGUUCGAUUUGUUGACCGACAACAAGGACGACCAAGAUUUCUACAUGCACGUCAGGCGCUACAGUACCUCUGUUGUACUGACAUCUACAUACGGACUGAGAGCUCCGCAAUGGGAAUGCGAAAAUGUCAAGGAGAUCUACGGCUUGAUGAAGGAGUUUUCCGAUAGCACGGCUCCGGGAGCAUUUUUAGCUGAUAUGAUUCCUCCGCUCGCGAAACUUCCCGUUUUUCUCCAGUGGUGGAGACCACGAGCGCUCAAAUAUCAGCGUCGACAAGUCAAGAUCUGGACAAAGCUAUGGGACGACCUGAUUGUCAAGAUCAACAACAAAACGGCCCCAGAGUGCUUUGUCAAGCAAUUUUUGGAGACGGAUUACAAGAAACAAGAGAUCAGCGAAAUUCAGGGCGCAUUUAUGGCAGGUACCAUGAUUGAGGCCGGAUCCGAGACAACGUCGUCUUCGUUGAACAGCUUGAUUCUGUAUCUCUCGGCAGAUCCCGUUGUUCAAGCAUGCGCUCAUGCCGAAUUAGACAGAGUAGUUGGCGCGACUACGCCACCGAGGUUUGAGCAUGAAGACGACCUUCCAUAUAUUCGCGCCAUGAUCAAAGAGAUCCUCCGCAUCCGGCCAGUCACGAACAUGGGCACUCCGCACUACACCACCGCCGAUGUGAAAUACAAGGACUACUACAUCCCCAAAGGCACAGUCGUCGCCAUACACACCUACGCGCUCCACCACGACAAACGCUACGACGACCCCUUCCGAUUCAAGCCCGAACGCUACCUCAACCACCCCCUGAAAGCAGGUGCAUACGCGAGCCACCCCGACCCCUACGCUCGCGACCAUUUCGACUUCGGCGGCGGUCGGCGGAUCUGCCCCGGCAUGCACCUCGCGGAGAACAGUCUCUUCAUCACCCUCGCGAACAUCCUGUGGGCAUUCAAGAUCGAGCCGGGGCGCAACGCCGAUGGGACGGUUCAGGUUGUCGACACCUCCGACGAUGCAUUUGAGCUAGGUGCGAAUACACUUCCGAAGCCGUUCAAGGCUCGGUUCGUUCCUAGAGAUGCGCAGAGGGCGGAGAUUAUCCGGAAACAGUGGGAGAAGGCUAGAGAAGAAGGUUUCUUUCUGGGGGAUAUCAAGGUGGGUCUUGAUGGUGUGGUUACCAGCUCCUGA